AUGUACGCUCUCUUGUUACUGGUACCAUCGGUGCUCGCAGGCGGCUGCAUGAGUUUCCCUGGACGAGCGGACCCAUUACCUGGCGGCCUGGAGCUUGCACAGCUCCCCGAGGCCCCGCGGCUUCCUACCGCUCAAGAACUCCGCAUGCAGCAAAUCUUUGCGGAUAUUAUGGAGAGGCAGCGUGAAUUGGAAGCAUAUCAGGCCAGGGUCCGCUCCUACGAGCAGACGUACCGCAGGGUUAUGCCGAGUCUGAUCGGUACAAUGGCUGGGGGGCGCCGCCAGCAAUUACGUCACAUUCGCAUCUGGGACUCAACGCCGCGCGUGGAAGGCGACCCAUGGGUCCCCGAACGUCCCGUGGCAGAAGGCACUGUAGCAUGGGACGAGUACCAGUCGGCCGUGGCGGGUAUCCGUUACUCGCCGGAGGUCUUGCCAGACGGCAACCUGGCUCAGGAGGACCGAUCCCGUGCGUAUGAAAUAACCCUCGACGGCGACCAAUACACGCGGAGUUAUGUGCAAACAUUGCCCGAACGAAUUAGCCUACUUCCCUGGGUCACAGUCUCAGAAUGGGCAGAAGGUCUACCCCGUCCCGCCCGCAGGGUGGCCACCCUUUGUGAGCUUGCCGAGGCGGCCGUCUGUUCUGCCGCCAGUCCCCCCGCCACCAACGGUGACGGGCGCGCGGGACCUCCUGCGCCGCCCCGGCGCCGAAGGCGGUCCGACAACGCCGUGGCAGAUGAGCUUCGCGCUGAGAUUAGCCAGGUGACGGUCUGGGUUGGCGAUACGAAGGUCUUCAAUGCGCCUGCGUACCGAGGGUUCGCGGACUUACUACAGGCUUUUAGCCCCCGGGACUCAUGCCAAGGCCCCCCAAUGUCUGUGUCAGUGAUGGACAACGCGACGGCGAACACGACGGACAUCUGUCUUGACGACUGUGACAUUACAAGCCUCCGGGAAUUGCAAUCGCAGAUGGCACACUCCGAGAGCGCUUACGGUCCUCUAGCAAAGCAGUUGUGCUACCCCUGA
This is a messenger RNA of Drechmeria coniospora, 1017 nucleotides long. RefSeq lists its product as uncharacterized. Lineage: Eukaryota; Fungi; Ascomycota; Sordariomycetes; Hypocreales; Ophiocordycipitaceae. The record is from RefSeq and is a predicted model, not a curated record. The coding region runs from base 1 to 1017 and encodes 338 amino acids. The transcript has a single exon.